This is a messenger RNA of Populus euphratica (Euphrates poplar), 4770 nucleotides long. RefSeq names its product E3 ubiquitin-protein ligase RKP-like. Gene Ontology annotation, molecular function: protein binding; ubiquitin-protein transferase activity. The record is from RefSeq and is a predicted model, not a curated record. The transcript is spliced from 11 exons. Gene Ontology annotation, cellular component: cytoplasm. Bases 451 to 4296 code for a protein of 1281 amino acids. NCBI's taxonomy places the organism in Eukaryota, Viridiplantae, Streptophyta, Magnoliopsida, Malpighiales, Salicaceae.
AAAGAAAGAAGGAAUUAAAAAUAGCCUCGAUGCUUCUUCGCUGUCUCUCUACUAACAGAAAGAAUUCCUUUGUCUACCCUGUUCAGGCUGCUCGAAGCAGUAAUAACAAAAUAAAACACUCUCUCUCCCCAACAAACCUUUAAAUCAAAACUCUACUCUUUUGCUUCUCUCUCUACAAAAAAAAGUAAGAAAUGGCGUUUAAUAACCCUGACAUCAGCUCGCCGCCUCUGCUAUGUGGAAUGACACCAGCAUAGUGCCAUCACCAUCACCAUCACCAUCACCAUCGUCAAUCAAGUACUCUCUCCCUUGGAUGGGAGAUGGCUAGGAUUUUGUUGUGAAUGGAUCAGUGUUACAAGAGGGGAAAUGAAAGCCUGACUUUGGAGCGGUUAUUUUGAAUUUGAAAAGUGUUUAGUGGGUAUUGCUAUAUCGCAUCUUUUAUUUUAAUCACAAAUGGAAGAAGAGGGAAAACGGGUUGGAGGGCUUUCUUCUGGCUUGGCUGUUUUAUUGAAUGGCGAAGAUAGAAAGGAGGAUUCGUCGAAAACCCGACUUGUUUCAUCUUGUGAUGAUUUUGGUAAUCAGCCUGUGGAGCGAGCUCUUGAAUAUAUCUUUGGUCUCUCAAACAAAUCACUUGGUCCAUUGACUGGUCCGGUUGACACUAAAUUAGUUCGCUCUAUUUUAAAAAAUGAGUUUUCUAAGUUUUGUACCAAAUCUGGUCAUUUGGUUGAUAAUAGAGACGGGAUUCAUAUCAGUAAAGAUGGUUGUGAAUCUCAGGUGGUCGGGCUUGAAGAAGUGAGCAUCUGUGGUGAUAUUAGAAUCAUUAAACACCCUUUGCAUGUAGAAAGCUUAGCAAUGUUCAGUAGUGUUAGGUCCAAUUCUUGUGUUUGGAAAGGGAAAUGGAUGUAUGAAGUUCUAUUGGAAACUUGUGGUGUACAGCGGCUUGGAUGGGCAACUCGUUCUUGUCCUUUUACUGAUCACAAGGGUGUAGGCGAUGCAGAUGAUUCAUAUGCAUUUGAUGGGAUAAGGGUUAGCAAGUGGAACAAGGAUGCUGAGCCAUAUGGUCAGCCAUGGGUUGUUGGUGAUGUCAUUGGAUGUUGCAUUAAUCUGGAUCAUGACGAGAUAUUGUUCUAUAGAAAUGGUGUAUCCCUUGGAGUGGCCUUUCGUGGUAUCCGCAAGAUGAGACCUGGAUCUGGGUAUUACCCAGCAAUCUCUCUCUCUCAAGGUGAACGCUGUGAAUUAAAUUUUGGGGCUCGUCCCUUCAAGUACCCCAUUCAGGGGUUCCUUCCCCUUAAAGCGCCUCCUUCCGCAAAUCUUUUGGCUUUGCAGUUGCUUCAAUGCUUAUCAAGGCUGUCAGAUGUGCGAGGUGCGGAGCGGGCUGAAAGUUCUUUAGUCGGUAAAAUGAGAAGAUUGAAGAGGUUUGUGUCACUUGAUGAAGUAUUUUAUCCUGUCUGUCAUGGGAUAUGUGAGGAAUUCUUCUCUGCACUUGAGGGAGAUUCUGGAAGUACUGAGUUUGUGGCAUGGGGUCCGCUUCUUUCAUUCAUGAUGGACGUUUUCAGAGUGCAAGCACCACAUGACUGUUCAGGUCUGGAUAAGUUUAUUGAUGUAUUUCUAGAGUUUCAAGAAUCACGUCUGAUGUUUGAGCAUAUCAUCAAUGCCCUUUCAAGUGGCUGCAAAACAGCAUCUUUGGUUUUAACAGAAUGCCCGUACUCAGGAUCUUAUUCUUAUCUUGCAAUGGCAUGCCAUAUCUUACAACGGAAAGAAUUGAUGGUUCUCUGGUGGAAGUCAGCUGAUUUUGAAUUAUUGUUUGAAGGUUUUCUAUCGCAAAAGAGUCCAAACAAGCAGGACCUUCAAUGCAUGAUGCCUUCUGUUUGGUGGCCUGGUUCAGGUGAUGAUAUCUCCAAUGAUGAAAGAAGCAUGAUGCUGACAACUACAGCUUUAUUGGAAGCUAUCAAUAAGAUUGAGGAGAAGCAAAGGGACCUCUGUCUCUUGGUCAUGCAAUUUGUACCGCCUACGACAGCUGCCCAAUUACCUGGCUCAGUGUUGAGGACAUUUUUACAAAAUAUUCUAUUGAAGAAUAGAGGAGCAGAUUGCAAUGCACAACCUCUUGGAGUUUCAAGCAAUUCCGUUCUUAUUUCUUUGUACUCAGUUAUACUUCAUUUUUUAUCUGAAGGAUUUGCUAUGAGGGACAUUUGUGGCUGGUUAAAGAGGUGUGAACCCAAUGGUCUUGAUGUUGGAUUUCUUCACAGAGGUGGUGAGCAAAGUUUCCCUGUAGAUAUAUUUCUCAAAAAUGAUCCUCAUCGAACUGACAUUUCUAGACUUGGGGGAUCAUUUAGUCAUAUCUCAAAAUCUCAUCCUGUACAUGAUCAAGAAGCAGAAGUAAUCCGGUGGGAGGAAGGUUGUAUGGAUGAUGAAGAAACAAGAGUAACACAUAAAACCACACAGAAACCAUGUUGUUGUUCAAGUUAUGAGAUUGAAUUGUCAAAAAUCUCCAAGCAUCAAAUUAGAUACAACACUAAAGAUUCUCGUGUCCAUUGUAGUGGUAUUCCAGACAGGUCUGCUUAUGUGGCUGCAGAAUGCAGUGAAGGAAGUUUGAAUGAUGAGAUAGCUGACAAACCUAGUACAAGUGAUCAAUCUGAAUCUGAUUUUGGUUAUUGUCCUGUGCGAGAUAUUAGGAUUGUGCACAGGGAGAGUGAUAUGUCUUCGGCAACACUGAGAGAAGAAGAACUUCUAGAUACAUUGCUAUUGCUGUAUCACAUAGGUGUUGCACCAAAGUUUAAGCAGGCAUCCUACUACAUGUCUCAUCAGGCACAGUCAAUAUCACUCCUGGAAGAAACUGACAAACAAAUAAGAGAACGUGCUUGUUGUGAGAAAUUAAGACGCCUAAAAGAAGCUCGUAAUGGAUACCGUGAAGAAGUAAUUGAUUGUGUAAGGCAUUGUGCAUGGUAUCGCAUCUCUCUUUUCUCGCGGUGGAAGCAACGAGGAAUGUAUGCAACAUGCAUGUGGAUAGUCCAACUACUUCUUGUUCUUAGCAGAGUGGAUUCCCUAUUUAUUUAUAUUCCUGAGUUUUAUCUUGAAACCCUGGUUGAUUGCUUCCAUGUGCUGCGCAAGAGUGACCCCCCAUUUGUACCCCCUGCAAUAUUUAUGAAGCAAGGACUUGCUUCAUUUGUAACUUUUGUUGUUUCCCACUUCAAUGAUCCAAGGAUAUUGAGUGCUGAUCUCAAGGAUCUUCUCCUCCAAUCUAUUUCAGUCCUGGUACAGUAUAAGGAGUAUUUGACAGUGUUUGAGAGCAAUGAAGCGGCCACACAAAGAAUGCCAAAAGCACUAUUGUCGGCAUUUGACAACAGAUCUUGGAUCUCAGUGACUAACAUUCUUUUGCGGUUGUGCAAGGGUUCUCGUUUCAGUUCUUCAAAGCAUGGGGAGUCAUCGUCAUUUGUUUUCCAGAAAUUGUUGCGGGAAGCUUGCAUCAAUGAUGAAGAGUUGUUCUCAGCUUUUCUGAAUCGGCUAUUUAAUACACUCAGCUGGACGAUGACUGAAUUCUCUGUAUCCAUUCGGGAAAUGCAAGAAAAAUACCAGUAUAAAACAUCUUUUUAUGUUUUGGAGUUUCAGCAAAGAAAAUGUGGUGUCAUAUUUGAUCUCUCAUGCAACCUUGCAAAGGUUUUGGAGUUCUAUACUCGUGAAAUCCCUCAAGCGUUCCUAUCUGGAACUGAGACGAACCUUCGGAGGCUAACUGAACUGAUAGUCUUUAUUCUCAACCACAUUACCUCAACUGCGGAUGCCGAGUUUUUUGAUCUGUCACUUAGACGACAUGGUCAUUCUCCAGAGAAAGUAAAUCGAGGCAUGAUAUUAGCACCUCUUGUAGGGAUAAUCUUGAAUUUGUUGGAUGCAAGGGUGGGGACGGAAUGUGGACAGCAGAAUGAUGUUGUGGGUGUUUUUGCAAGUAUGGACUGCCCUGAUGCUGUGCACCGUGGAUUCCAGUAUCUCUUAGAGUACAACUGGACUAGGUCCGCAAGAGGGGAUGCUUACAGUGGAAAACUUCAGCAGCUAGAGAGUUUCUUGAGCCUCCUUGUUAGCAGGAUUGAGUUGCAACAAAUUGAAAGAACGAAACAUGAGGAAGAGACAGAAGCUGAUGGUAAUACUUGCUGCAUUUGUUAUUCUUGUAAAGCAGAUGCAAGGUUUGCCCCUUGUUCGCAUAGGUCCUGCCAUGGCUGCAUAACCAGGCAUCUUUUAAAUUGUCAUAGAUGUUUCUUUUGCAAUGCAACAGUCUUGGAGGUUAUCAAGAUUGAUGAAAGCAGAGCUUAAGUUUUACUAGUAUGUUUUCGGUUGCCUACUCAUGGAACCUGCGCUGGUCACGGACUGAUUAUCAGUUUCCGGAUGGGCUUGGGAUCCAAGAUUUGUCGAAGAAAAGGCUCAAAGAAGUUUGAAAGAAAAUAGGUGGUAUAUUUUCAAGGUUAGGUGGAUGGGGUUUAGAAAGAAACAAUUCUCGUGGAGUUGAUGAAGAAUUUUGUAGGGGAAAUUUGAGGGCAUUACUCUGUAAAUAUGAGAUGUAAAUGGCAAUGGAAAUGUUCUGCUCUCUGUUUCCUCUGCGUUUAUGUGAGCUGAGCUGGGCGUAGCUGGAAUGGACUUCAGUGCUAAAAACGCAUUUAGUAAAUCCGGUCCCGUGGGAAAUGAAAUGCUCAAUAAACUAAAAACGUGGUAUAUUAUUAAAUUAAAAAAAAAAGGCACUAAAAGGGCAGAGGAUUAUAUGGUAGCUUGUGAGGGAAUUUGAUGUGAAUU